Messenger RNA from Pollicipes pollicipes, 2570 nucleotides. RefSeq names its product insulin-like growth factor-binding protein complex acid labile subunit. The transcript has 12 exons. The coding region runs from base 510 to 2570 and encodes 686 amino acids. Gene Ontology annotation, cellular component: plasma membrane. The record is from RefSeq and is a predicted model, not a curated record. Lineage: Eukaryota; Metazoa; Arthropoda; Thecostraca; Pollicipedomorpha; Pollicipedidae. Gene Ontology annotation, molecular function: protein binding.
CGUCCCCGCCGCCGGGACCGUGCGUCCGCCCUUUCGCCGGUGUCAUCGGCCAUGGCAGCCGCCGGCGUCACCUGCCUGCUGCUGCUGCUCAGCGUGCUGGUCACGAGUGAGCCAGUCGAGAGGCAGCCUGGCCGCCUGCCGUGUCCGGCCGUCUGCACGUGCCACCAGACGCCGCCCAGCCACGUGCCGCUCGUACGCUGGCACGAGACGGGAGACAGGGACCACGAAUCGCAGCACCACUGGGACUUCUACCAUCACCACGAGGGCUUGAACCAUACGGCAGCGGAGGGUGGACAUGAAGAGGAGGAGUCAGUGCUCUCCGUGGUGUGCGUGCUGCAGCGCGAGACUGAGGCCGCCCAGCUUAUGAGCAGUCUGCCGGCCGAUACCCAGUUCCUGUCGCUGCUGCAAGCGCCCGACAUGCAACCGACCUACCUGCGCGUCCGCCGAGUUCGACGGUGUGCGCCAGCUGCGCGGUCUCGAGAUCCAGGGCUACCACACACACGACGAGCAUGAGCACGCGGCGGCCGGCGGCCUGCACGCCAAUGACCUGGCGUCGCUGCUGGCACGCGCCGACCGUUACCACGGUCUGCUGGAAGCCGGGCGCCGCGCCGCGCAGCCUCAUCACGCUCAGCGACAGUGCGCUGCGGGGCCUGACGAGGCUGGAGUACCUCCACCUGGAGCACGUGCUGCUGAGUCCAGACCCGGCCGGGCCCAGCGUGGCCGAGUACCGUGUGGAAGAGCUGGACGGCGCGUCCGCGCCGCACAGCCUGCUGGUCGAGGAGCAGCCGCGCAUCGUGCCGUACGAGGAGUUCCGGCAACGUCAGGCGCCGCGCUAUUCCAACUUUGCCAAUCUGACGGCUUUGCGCUUCCUGCGACUGGCGCACGCCGGGUUAGAGGAGAUCUCGUGGGAGCUGUUCGAGGGGCUGGACGCGCUGCGCCAGCUGAGUGUCGAGCACCAGCUGCUGCGCACUGUGCCCGACUUCGCCUUCUACGGCUGCCCGAACCUGCGCCGGCUCUCGCUCGCCGACAACCUGCUCACUAUCAACAUGAAGAGCUUUGCCGGGCUGCUCGACCUCGAGGAGCUCGACCUCUCCAACAACCUGAUCUCAGAGCUGUCGUACAUCUCGCUGGCGCCGUUCCCGCGCUUGCGCGAGCUCAGCCUGCUCGGCAACCCGACACAGCUCGUCUACAGCGGCGCGCUCGACAUGAUGAACCGCACCGAGGUGCUGCGCUUGGGCGGCGCCGACGUGCCGCUCGAGCUGAUGCCGCACGCGCUCGACCAUCUGGCCGAACUGCGCGAGCUGACCGUGGCCAACGUGACGCUGCCGGCGCUGACAGGCGUCGAGUUCGCCGCGCUGCCUCGGCUGGUCGAGCUCGAGCUGCAUGGCUCGGUGCCACGCCUGGAGUUUGACGCGCUACGCUCCAACGGAGCGUUGGAGCGACUCGACCUGUCGCGCUGCCACCUGGAGGAAGUGUCGCAGGACGCGUUCCUCGGCUUGGCGCGCCUCACCGUGCUCGACCUGUCGCACAACCUGCUGGAGGAUCUGCCGUCCGAGGUGUUCAGCCCGCUGGUGGCCCUGCGCGAGGUGUAUCUGCACCACAACCUGCUGAGCUGGCUGUCGCCGGCCGUGCUGGGCCCGGUGCGGCCCAAGCUGCUCCAGAUACAUCACAACCCGUGGGAGUGCAGCUGCCAGCUGUCCUUCCUCAGCGCCGCCAUGACCAACAAGGUGCGCAGCUCACGGGCGACCAUCUGCCGGUGGGACAGCAGCGCCCCUAGCGGCCGCGUGUGCAAACACGAGGAGCGCGAGCACCUGACCUACGACGUUCGCGUGGAGCCGCGCUGCCACCAGCCGGAACAGUACCGCCACUGGGGCCUGUACGAGGUGCUGCGGCGUGAGCUGCGCUGCAAGCGUGCGCCGCCGCCCCCGACCGCCGCCCGUGGCGGCAAGUACUUGACGCUGGGCGAGGCCGACGACGCCGACUAUCAGCUGAUCGCAGCCGACGACGUGGUGCUGCUGGACGACCCGACCGAGUACGAGGACUAUGGGGAGGCGGACGCCGGGUACGCGGACGAGGAGUUGGCGAUGGCCGAGUAUGCGGCGGACGACUAUGGGAGGAGGCGGAGGCGCACCGGCGCCGCGAUGAGUGCGGAGCAGCGCGUGUUCCUGGUGGACGGCCAGGCGGUGUACCUGGAGGGCGGCGGCGACAUCACAGAGGUGCAGGACGAGGAGGGCGAGCCGGACGAGACCGGUCAGCAGCAGACGGUGCGCCUCACGCCCAGCCAGGCCGCCGCGCUCGGCAUCGACUAUGACGAGCUGCUGGCCGCCCCGGCCGCCGACGAGGCCGACGACAGCCAGAAGGUGGACAUCGCCGACGACCCGGCGCUCGGUCUGACCGACACGCCCACCGAGGCUGGCGAUGGGAGCAAGGGAGACAGCUGGCUGUCUCCUGUCACGCUGGCCGUGGGGAGCCAGCUGGCUAUCACUGAUGGGCUGCCUCAGGUGACGUACACGUUCGAGGUGGUGGACGACGCGGGCCAUGUGGCGGGACAUGCGGCCCUGCUCCGCUGA